This is a messenger RNA of Cylicocyclus nassatus, 610 nucleotides long. NCBI's taxonomy places the organism in Eukaryota, Metazoa, Nematoda, Chromadorea, Rhabditida, Strongylidae. The record is from the annotation of a GenBank genome assembly.
AUGCGACGACUGCGGGAACCAGCCAACUCAUACGACGUUCUGCGCGACUUUGGCGCGACUUAUGCAACAUAUCCGAAGCGAGUCUCUGCUGUCUACUUCGAGCGACUUGCGAAUGCCCUCAAUCAAACGGCCACCCGAGUUCAAGAACAGGAUCAUUUGAGCUAUGAGAAAGCGCCUAGCACAACACCAAGCACCCGAGAGGAUGACUCGAACUCCAGCGAAGGAGACAAGUCCUUGAAGUCACUGCAAGAAGUGGAGAAAAUGAGCGUUUUGGACGAGUCGCCGCUCCCCGACUCUGCCUCGUUUUCGUCAUUUUCCACCAGAACGACCUUACCAACGCGACACAGUAUGUCUCAUGUGGAAACUCAUUCCGAAUGUCUAGAUCAUGGACCGAAUGAUGUGUGUCCCAUUACGGUUGAGGCAUGGACGGUGCUAUCGGCAUAUCUAGUGAAUCAGAUCAAAUACGGCUACGAAUCGGAACGGGUGAUACAAACGGAAAUGUCCAAAUUGGGACUUGAUGGUUCAGGAGGUUUGAAGCGAGGUGCGAUAGGAAUGCACAGACCUACGCAGUAUGCAUAACUUAUCAUGAUCGUUUCGGAUAAAUAUUAUA